Molecule: messenger RNA, 2322 nt
Organism: Diaporthe amygdali
Lineage: Eukaryota; Fungi; Ascomycota; Sordariomycetes; Diaporthales; Diaporthaceae
Exons: 1
Coding region: 1-2322 (773 amino acids)
Source: RefSeq, a predicted model, not a curated record
AUGGCGUACAACCAUGGGGAGGAAGAUGGCGAUGACAUCGUUGAGAUACAUGUGGGAGAGGCCACCCAGAUAUCCACCUCCAUGUCUCCUGCAUGCCAGGUAUGUCACGACCUGAUGCAGAUGUUUGCGGCCAGCAGAGAAAGACCACCUGCCACAACUGAAAUCGUUCUUGGGUCUUUCGAAGAAGCGAUAUCCACCAAGUGCCAACGGCACAAGCCACUAGUUGAGCGAUUUGUGGAAUACUGUCAACGGCCAGGACAUUGGAGAACGCAGUCGGACGACUUGGGAAUGCUGUUCACAGGUGAACAGCCUGAAAUAGCCGCGUCAGUGUCUAAACUGGGCUCUGUUUUGAGUCUUGUGCUCGCAAAUAAGUCGCCUUUAAGUACCGACCCCAUCCGAAAAGGGCGCAUAGUCGACCCUAUGUACAUGGACCUCGACAUGCUCAAACACUGGAAGGACGAGUGCUUGACGUCACACGGCAAGAGGUGUCAGAACCCAAUGAAGAUCUGGCGUACUCAUCCUGCUUGGCUUGUGGACGUCAAAAAAAUGUGCGUCGUGCCCGGCGACAACUCGACUGUUGGCUCAUCUUCCUUUGUGGCGCUAAGCUACCGUUGGGGAUCAAAGCCCAGUGUUGGUGUCGUCCCCGAGUCUAUGCUAGACCUGCAGCGGCCUGGUAUACUUGAUGACGACCAAGCCAGCGGCUGGGUAUCCCAACUGAUGCCGCCCAUGGUUCGACAUGCCAUGUACCUCACGUCUGUCCUUGGUGAGCGCUAUCUAUGGGUCGACUCCCUCUGCAUCGUCCACGGCGGUAGCACCACUGCCGAGCAGCUUAGUCUUAUGAGUGCCUUCUACGCCAGCGCAACGGUGGUCAUCAUCGCCACGGAUGGUGACGCGCAGGACGGCAUUGCGGGACUCAAGGGCAUCCCCAAAUCACUUCCUCGAGAUGCUCAGCAGUGGCUCAUUCCAUUUGGCGAUGAUGAAACCAUCGUCGCACGAAGCAGCUCCCCGUUCACACUCAUCCAGGGCGGACCAUACUACGCACGUGGAUGGACUUUCCAGGAAUACAAGAUGGCAAGCCGCAAGAUUUUCCUCAAAGACGGUCUGGCACACUGGGAGUGUCAGCGUAGCCUGUGGCACGAAGAUCUUGUCCAAGGAGUGGAGCUGAAAAAGUAUAUCGAGCCGCGGCUCCGCGAGAUCUUGGCUGGAUUCCCCGGGCUCGAUGGUCUGGCCAACUUGAUCGGAAAUUACAACAAUCUGAAGCUCCGUUACGAAGAGGAUGCGCUGCCUGGGAUUACGGGCCUUCUAUCGGUACUAAGCAGGUCGUUUACCGGUGGCUUCUUGUAUGGCAUUCCGGAGACCUUUUUCGAUCGGGCCCUUGGAUGGCGGCCAGUUUGGCCCCACACAAACCUCACACGACGCAAAACCUCAGAUCGGCCAAGUCACCUGAAAUUUGGAGCGGAUUUGCCCUCCUGGUCAUGGGUCGGGUGGCAAGGUCUCGUCACUUUAGGUGAAGAAGCUGUCCGGGUCAAUCACCGGAUGUCAGCUAUUAGCGAGACGUUCCCGAUCACGCUGUGGUCCACUGGAGACUCCCCCACGACUCCUCCGCAUGCCCGUCGUCCAAUACGGUCGGGUUGGUACGAACAGAGAAGCGGCUGGAAGAAAAGCGCUGCGGAUCUCGCCUCGCCGCUGCCAAGAGGCUGGACCCGGCACGAGGUUAAGAUGGGAACUACCUCGACGUUUAGGGAUGAACCUCUUCUAUGGCCAGAAGGGUGCGGAGGAUAUGUGUACAAGCACGAAAACCUGCCUGAUGACGACUACGGUCCCACGGACACGUUCUUCUACCCCUUCCCAGUCCCGGAAAUUACAGAGACAACUCCGCCUGACAUGCCUGAGCAGACGGCGUAUCUGUUCUGUACGACUCAGCGAGCCCGUCUCUGGACACGUGGAGACAAAAAUGUCGAUCAUAGGUUUUUCGAUGCUGAUUCAAGUCUUUCCAUAAGUAUGCAUAACGCGACUGGUGACGCGGCCGGCAAGCUCCAGCUGCACGAUCACGAUCAGCUGAAGCGACUUGUAGACGCAUCCGCGGGCACUGAUCUGGGAGCACAGGUCGAAAUUGUGGCGAUCAAUCGUGUGUGGACGUGUGGAAAUAGUUUUAACGAGAAAGAGGAGAGACGUUGUCUCCCUCAGUGGACCCUAGACGAAUACACUGUCUUGUGGAUAGAGUGGGAAGGAGGUGUCGCCUAUCGCAGCGCCGUAGGCUGGAUCGAGAGGUCCAAAUGGGAGCAACUUGAUCUCGAGGAGGUGGAUUUAGUUAUGGGGUAA